Molecule: messenger RNA, 1371 nt
Organism: Microthlaspi erraticum
Lineage: Eukaryota; Viridiplantae; Streptophyta; Magnoliopsida; Brassicales; Brassicaceae
Source: the annotation of a GenBank genome assembly
AUGACGACGAGUCGUCCUCCUCCGGGAAAUAACCAAUCACCGCCGCUCGCCGAAACGCCGCUGCUCGAAUCGAAUUACGACGAAGAGCAAGACGGCGGCGGAGGAGAGAGCGUCAGUGACAACGACGACGACGACCUCGGUCAAACGCUGAGAUGGCUCGAGACGAUUCUGACUCUCCUCGGGUUUAAUCAAUCGUCUACUCAAAGCCUCGUCUUGUCGUGGAUCGUCUUUUUAGCGAUCGGUUUGGUGCUUCCGGUGACAGUGCUGGAGCUAGGUCAUUGUUUGGAUUGCGAGAGGUAUCAAUACAAGAGCUUCGAGCUCAACAUCGUGAUUUCUCAGGCGUGUUUGGCUGGUGUCUCUCUGCUCUGCGUCUCUCAUAACCUGAGAAAGCAUGGGAUUCGGAAGUUUCUCUUCGUUGAUCAACUCAGUGGACGUAUGGGUCGGCUCAAGGCUCAAUACAUUAAGCAAAUCACGAACUCUAUGAAACUUCUUGCAUUUUGGUCGCUUCCAUGUUUUAUACUGAAAGCAGUUCGAGAGAUCAUACGAAUGCUAUACGUGCCUCAUGACCAGUCAUGGCUCUCUGUUGCGAUUCUCUUAUCAAUGAUCUUGUCAUGGACUUACUUGAGCACUAUAUUCUUAGCUGCAAGCGCCAUGUUUCAUUUAGUCUGCAACUUGCAAGUCAUUCACUUCGAAGACUACGCAAAGCUACUAGACGCAGAGUCAGAGAUCUCUCUUUUCAUCUACGAGCACAUCCGUUUGCGGUAUUACCUCUCCAAGAUAAGCCAUCGCUUCCGAAUCUUCUUGCUUCUCCAGUUCUUGGUCGUCACUGUUAGCCAGUUCACUACACUCUUCCAAACCACCGCGUACAGCGGACGCAUCACUUACAUCAACGGUGGCGAUUUCGCGGUCUCGGCGGUGGUUCAAGUUGUUGGGAUCAUUCUGUGUCUGCACGCAGCGACGAAGAUAUCUCACAGAGCGCAAGCGAUUGCGUCGGUUGCAAGUAGAUGGCAUGCGAUAAUGUCUUGCUCGCCUACGGAUUCGACUCAGAUAAGGACUUCUCCUAGUGGAGUUCACUUGGAGGCCACAAACACGAAUCCACCAGUCUCGUUUCCGUUGUCACAUUCAGAGAGUGAUGUGGAGUCAAUGGAUCGGUACAUGAGGAUGCCUAGUAAUAACCAUGUCCCUUCUUACAUGUCCAUGUCUUCGUACCACAAAAGACAAGCUUUCGUGUUGUAUUUGCAGAUGAAUCCAGGAGGGAUAACGAUAUUCGGGUGGACAGUUGAUAGGCAUCUGAUAAACACGAUAUUCUUCAUUGAGCUCUCGCUCGUUACCUUUGUACUUGGGAAGACUGUAGUUUUUAGUUCUGAAUGA